AGUUAAUUCCUUUUCUCCACUCUUGAGUCACACACAUAUAUAUAUAUCCCUCUCAAGCUUCCAUUUCCUCAACUCACGUAUUCUGUUGGGGUAGAAAGCAGAGAAGAAUGAAGGAGGAGUUGGUGGUGCAAGAAGGGUACCUUUUCAAAGAAGAGACGAAGCUCACAGUGCUCAAAACAUCCCUCUUCUUCAGCGGUGAUGGCUUCGCUGUCUACGAUUCCAAGGGCAACCUCGUCUUCCGCUUCGACUCCUAUGGUCCCCUCGCACGUGACAAGGACGAGCUUGUUCUCAUGGAUCCCCAUGGCCGUUCUCUUCUCACCCUCCGUCGAAAGAAACCGAGUCUUCAUCAACGGUGGGAAGGGUUCAAAGGGGAGAGAAAGGACGGUGACAAACCCGUAUUCAGCGUGAAGAGAUCGUCGAUCAUCGGACGGUCGAGGACGAGCGUGGCCGUGGAGGUGUAUGAUAGCCCCGGUGUGGAGUACCUCAUUGAAGGGUGCUUCCCGCAGCGGUGCUGCAAGGUUUUCAAUGCCGCUAAGGAACUUGUGGCAGAGAUUCGUCGCAAAGUGGACCCCACCACCAGCGUUAUGCUCGGGAAGGAAGUCUUUUGGCUUUGCGUGAAGCCUGCUUUUGAUGCGGCCUUUGCCAUGGGAAUUGUCUUGGUACUUGAUCAGAUCAACGGUGAGAAUUACUUUGAUGAUAGAAUCGUGGAGCCAGCGGUGCACCCUGCUACAGAAGAUCCGGGGUUUGUUUCACCGGUUCCAGUUUGAGAUGAGAUUUGUGUUUUCUGAUUCUGACGUUUUACUCACUGAUCGUUCGAGUGUUCCCUCUGAAAGGGUUUUCUUCUCUCUCUUUUUUUUCUGGCUCGUCUCGUUGUUUUUUUUUUUUGUGUAAAAAAAAAAAAAUAAUGAUGAUGUUCUGGAUCAUAAUCACUAUUCGAUCUUGUACAUUUUAUAUGCAUAGAAGAUAAAGAAAAACUCAUAUGAAUUUCCCAUGUCUUGAUCAUUGGCUGAAUGGAUGAUUUCAAUUAAAUGGUUUAAUGCUGUACAACAACACCUUCCAAACCUGAGUUAUGGUUCAAUUAAAUAAAGUUCCUUUUACCA
This is a messenger RNA of Glycine soja, 1100 nucleotides long. RefSeq names its product protein LURP-one-related 5-like. The record is from RefSeq and is a predicted model, not a curated record. Bases 108 to 767 code for a protein of 219 amino acids. The transcript is spliced from 2 exons. Lineage: Eukaryota; Viridiplantae; Streptophyta; Magnoliopsida; Fabales; Fabaceae.